This is a messenger RNA of Psammomys obesus (fat sand rat), 2516 nucleotides long. RefSeq names its product nescient helix-loop-helix 2 (gene Nhlh2). NCBI's taxonomy places the organism in Eukaryota, Metazoa, Chordata, Mammalia, Rodentia, Muridae. Bases 494 to 901 code for a protein of 135 amino acids. The record is from RefSeq and is a predicted model, not a curated record. Gene Ontology annotation, biological process: regulation of transcription by RNA polymerase II. The transcript has 3 exons. Gene Ontology annotation, molecular function: protein dimerization activity; RNA polymerase II cis-regulatory region sequence-specific DNA binding; DNA-binding transcription factor activity, RNA polymerase II-specific.
AGAAACCGCACAGGCAGCCGCCUCUUCGCUCCGGCCCUCCCAACCUCUCUCUGCUUGCCUGUCAGUGUUCCUCAGGAAGACGGUCACUUCUCAGCAACCUCUCUCAAGCAUCUCCAAGCUACUGAUUAUAUACACAUAUAUGUUACCACAAGAAGCCUAGGACCGGGGGAGGAAGCGCGCGAGACCUCAUCACUUCGCCUUAGAAAAGAUCAACAACGAAAUUUCCGAAAUGUUUAAGAACAAUUAAAAAAAAAGAAAGAAAGAACGGGCGUUUUCAAUCCGUCAACUAAGUGAGCAGUCCUACCUUCCACCCCUAAGACAGCGCCGCUCGCCGUGGCGGGCUGCGAGAUGACAGCUGCUCUUUCAUCUGUGAACGUAAUAAAUAGUGGCUGCUUUUAAUAUUUGCCAGGAUCUCUCCUCCUUGUUCCCCUGGAAUUUUAACUCCAAAAGAUUGGCGAAAAGAUUAUCCGCAGGGCUUUUGCAAGCCUCCAAAAUGAUGCUGAGUCCGGACCAAGCCGCCGACUCGGAUCACCCCAGCUCGACGCACUCGGACCCGGAGUCCCUGGGCGGCGCCGACGCCAAGGUGCUGGGCAGCGUGUCGGACCUGGAGCCGGUGGAGGAGGCGGACGGCGACGGCAAGGGCGGCCCCCGGGCCGCGCUCUACCCGCACCCGCAGCAGCUGAGCCGCGAGGAGAAGCGCCGGCGCCGGCGCGCCACGGCCAAGUACCGCUCGGCCCACGCCACCCGCGAGCGCAUCCGCGUGGAGGCCUUCAACCUGGCCUUCGCCGAGCUCCGCAAACUGCUGCCCACCCUGCCCCCGGACAAGAAGCUCUCCAAGAUCGAGAUCCUGCGCCUGGCCAUCUGCUACAUCUCCUAUCUCAACCACGUCCUGGAUGUGUAGAGAGGGGGACGCCGCGGGAGGCCGCCGGUCCCGGCGUCUGCCGGAGGCGACACACCAGGAUUGUGAGGCCGGAGGAUAGCCCAGAGACACCUGGACGCGGGGGGAAAGCUUGCAGCCUCUGUUUUUUCUGCUCAGCGAGGAGACAGGGAAAGGUUUUCGAGCCUGGGAGGUGGGGUUGAGUGGAAAGAGCUGGGACCUGCAAGGUUAGUUUCUUGGCCAGAAGAACCUUCUGGAGGCACCUAGAAGGAGUUGCCCCGGGGCCUUGGGUGUGUUAGGAUCCCUUUAAGGUGAUUGCUUUAACGCCCUGGAGACCUCGAGCUCCCCUAUGUCUAUAGUCACCACACAUCUUCAUGUUCUGAAAGAAUGAGGGCAGCUCAUCCAGGCUGACGGCUUCAGACUAAGCCUAUCUAGGGGUUUUCUAAUUGACAAACCACUAAGCUUUGGGGAGAAAGAAAAAGAAAAAGAAAAUCUUUCCCAUACAGAGAUUAAGACACAGAAAGGUGUACCAGCAAACUUUUUGUUCCUUUGACAAAUGAAAAACUACAUUGGAGAAUAAAUCGGAAUCAUUGGUGAAGUUACAAGAAAAGGAUACAUUCAGAACAGACAGGCACACGGUGAGAGGAUUUGAGCUUGGUGAGAUUUUAACCCCAAGAUAGGACACUAAGGUAGAUAGAAAAAUCCGUAUUUAAAUGGAAAAUUCAACAUCUGAUUGCUUUUUUUGGGCAGAGUGCCCCAUUAAAUAUCCAAAAAACAAAACAAAAAAAACCAUCUACUUGUGAUCUUACCGUGUGGACCCGUAGAUGCAGUUAGAGAAAGACAAACCUAUUUUUAUUUAUGUUGGAAGAAGUAGAGUAUUUUUUUCAAGACAUUUAUUUUUCAGAGUGGUGAUAAUUUUACUUUGGAUACUCUGUGCCAAUUUAUUGAUGGUCAAGUGUUUACACUUUUUUCCCCGUGAAAUGAUUGCGUCGAACUCUUUCUGUGUUUGUUGAGAUUAUCUUGUGGUCUCCCCCCCCCUUUUUUUCUGAUUAUAUUGCACUUGUUUAAGAGAGUUCUCACUUCCCCUGUUUCUAAGCAUAUUUUAUAUAUUAAGAAGUUGGUUCUUUUGUUGUGAGAUCAGCAACACUAGCUCUUCACUGUUAUAGUUUUAUAAAAAAGUUAAGUGUUGUUAUAUCUUACCUGUAGUUUUGUCUGAAAAGUACUUUACAAACUGUUUUUAAGGAGAGUAGUUUCUUUGUGUGUGUGCGCGUGACGUUUGUGGUGUGGGAUGAUUUUAGGAAAUGACAUUAUUUUCCUAAAAAAAGAAAAGACAAAAAGAAUUCAGAACUACUUUCCUCUGUGACAACCAAAAAGAAAAGUCUAUGACCUGGAAAUGUUUCAUGUUCUUAGCUGUGAAACUCUUAAAGUAAGAGGUGUAUUUUAGAGACAAGGGAGAAAGGAAAAAAAAAAAAAAACAACACAUCUGCUAUCCAAAGAUUUUAGUCUUUUUCAGGGUUUUUUUGUGUCUCUGUUGCUUUAUAUAAUGCAAUAUUUUGUAGUGAAAAUAGAUAUAACCUGGUUUCUACCUGACGAGUUUUUCAUAUCUCAUGAUUGGUCGCUGUUUUGCAUAUAAAUAAAG